Molecule: messenger RNA, 993 nt
Organism: Arctia plantaginis
Lineage: Eukaryota; Metazoa; Arthropoda; Insecta; Lepidoptera; Erebidae
Source: the annotation of a GenBank genome assembly
AUGGGAUUUUUUAAGGAAACUCAAGAUAAAGGUAAUGAAAUAUUAAAUUCAAUACUAAGUAUGGCAUCAGCCUCUGUAAUGGUCAAGUCGACAGGACAACAGUGGUCUCAAGUCAAGAAGGUUUUAAAAGAAGAUCCGACUUUAAUAAAAAAGGAUCUUGCUAUCAUUAAAGAUUGGUUGAAGAAACAGCCACAUCUACCUAAUGAGUGGGAGGAUACCUGUUUGAUAUCUUUUCUUCGAGGAUGUGAUUUCUCGAUCGAAAGGUGCAAGAGGAAGUUGGACAUGUACUUCACCGUAAGAGCCGCCUGCCCCGAGUUCUUCACAAAUAGGGACAUCACAAGGCCGGAGUUAAUGGAACUUAUGAAUAAGGGGCAUGGCCCUACAAUGCCUGGUUUGACACCAGAUGGGAGAAGAGUGUCUAUUUGCAGAGCAAAGGAUUUUAAUUUAGACACCCACCAGCUCAACGAACUUUUUAAGAUAACUCUGAUGAUUGGCGACUUAAGACUCCUGGAACCACUUGAAGGAGUGACCGGUGAAGUAUACAUUCUAGACGCUUCAAUCGUCAGGCCCAGCCACCUAGGAAAGCUCUCACUCUCUGCUGUGAAGAAGUUCUUUAUUUGUGCCCAAGAGGCGUAUCCAGUAAAGUUAAAAGAGUUGCAUGUAAUCAACACAUCUGCCCUUAUCGAUACUGCGUACGGCAUUGUCAAGCCUUUCUUGAAAGAGAAGAUGAAGAAACGGAUAUAUUUCCAUAAAGACUUCACUGGCCUCCACAAGUUCAUUCCUAAAGAAUUACUACCUACAGAAUUUGAUGGUACAGCUGGCUCACUUGACGACAUUCACAAAGUAUGGGUAGAAAAACUGAAAAGCUAUACAGGCUGGUUCAAGAAACAGGAGUCAAUCAAAGCCAACGAAUCCCUGCGGCCAGGAAAGCCCAAAAACUACUAUGAAUUAUUCGGAAUGGAAGGAUCUUUUAGGCAACUAGCUAUCGAUUAA